This is a messenger RNA of Nematostella vectensis (starlet sea anemone), 3435 nucleotides long. RefSeq names its product tuftelin-interacting protein 11. Lineage: Eukaryota; Metazoa; Cnidaria; Anthozoa; Actiniaria; Edwardsiidae. The transcript is spliced from 27 exons. Gene Ontology annotation, biological process: spliceosomal complex disassembly. Gene Ontology annotation, cellular component: U2-type post-mRNA release spliceosomal complex. The coding region runs from base 186 to 2687 and encodes 833 amino acids. The record is from RefSeq and is a predicted model, not a curated record. Gene Ontology annotation, molecular function: nucleic acid binding.
CAUUGCAAUGCUAUUGAAAUUUCAAGAUGGCGGAUGGAUCGGUGUGCGAAAUUUAAACGUCAAAAAUACAACCAUGUACUAAAGGUAGAAUAUGUAGAAAAUACACCGAACUGUGUUAAGAAUACGCUUAGAAUAAAUUUACGCAGUUUGAUUUGGUUCAGAGCUAGCAACAAAACAUUUUGAAAAUGGCGGAUCACGAUGAAAUGGAAGACUUUGAGAUCACAGAUCAGGAUCUUAUGCAUGCUGGUCUUGGGCUAGGAUUCCGCCACCGAAAGUCCUCCAAGCGUGCGAAGGAAGAGGCGAUUUAUGGACUUUGGGCUGAACACGACUCUGAUGACGAGGGAGGUUAUGGCGGAGGAAGAAGAAAGAAAGACUACAGCCGGCCUCUCAGUUUUAUCAGCGGUGGAAUUGUGCAGAAAGGCAAGGAUAAGAAGGAAGACGGAGAGGAGGAGAACGAAGAAAACCAAGGAAGUAGUGAAGAAGAAGAAAGGGAUACAAGGGACCCAUACCGAAGCAAGAAGCUAUUUAAAGGCCAAGGUUUACAGCAAACUAGCACAACGCAUGCAGGGACCCAAGUAUUUUCUAAGAAAAUACAGAUGUCUGGAGGAAAGCAAUUUGGCCAGUGGGAAAAGUACACCAAGGGGUUUGGAUUAAAGAUGCUUCAGAAGAUGGGUUAUGAGCCAGGAAAAGGCCUUGGAAAAGAUGGGAAGGGUAGGGUGCAGCCUGUUGAAGCUUUUAAACGUGAAGGAAGAGGUGCAUUGGGCUUGUACGGGUCAGAGAGAAAAGCUGAGAAGCAGAUGGACCAGGAAUUUACUGAGGAAGAACUUGAGGAACAAAAAUUCCAAGCACAACUUCAUCAAUGGAAGAAAACCACAAAAGGAGGAAAGUCCACUCCUAAGUACAUCUACAAGACGGCAGAUGAAGUCAAGGCAACAGGUGGAAGUAAAAAAGGUCCAUCAGUAUCCCUCACACAUAGUAAGAUCAAGGUGGUUGAUAUGACAGGACCAGAGACAAAGAUUCUGACCGGGUAUGGCUCCCUGUCACAGCAGCAUGCCAAACCGGACGAGAUACCACCUACAACGUCAGUUCAAGAAGAAGGUGCUGCCUUUAGCAUGCCAGAGUUGGUGUAUAACCUUGGCCUUCUUGUUGACAUGGCAGAGGAUGAAAUACUUCAAACAGAUCGACAACUGCAAUUUGAUCGAGACUUAGUUGUGAACUUGAAACAUGAACAAGAAAGGCUUGACCAACAACUCAAACAGGAGGAAAAGCAGAUCAACCGUCUAGUUGAAGUGAUGCAAAUAAUUGAUAGGUGUAACACUCAAUCCCUAGAUACUAGCAAAGACCCACUAUCUCUUGACACAUGUGAAGAAGUCUUCAAAUUGCUUCAAGAAAAGUACUAUGAAGAAUACAAAAUGUAUGAGCUCGGAUCUCUAGCAAUACCCCUAGUCUUUCCCUUGGUGAAGCAGUACCUGCUUCAGUGGCGACCUUUGAUUGAUGGCAAGUAUGGCCUGGAUGUCAUCUCCACAUGGAAAAAACUUCUCCAGAGUGACAAACCGUCAGCUUUCACUCUCAGUCAGAUGUCAAAGCAGGACACCAACAGCAUGGAUAUCUAUGAGCGGCUAAUCUGGGAAGUAUGGAUGCCUUACUUGCGCACCGCUGUCAGCAUCUGGAAUUGUCGUGAUUCCGACCCAAUGAUAGAUCUUCUUGAGCAUUGGUUACCAGUCCUUCCUCCAUGGAUCUUUGACAACAUUCGUGAUCAGCUGAUCUUGCCGAGACUUCAGGGUGAGGUUGAAGUGUGGAACCCGUUGACAGAUCCUGUUCCUAUUCACACAUGGAUUCAUCCUUGGCUACCGUUAAUGGGCCAGCGACUGGAACCCCUAUUUGCGCCAAUUAGAUUCAAGCUGUCGUCUGCUCUUACAAAUUGGCACCCAUCCGACCCGUCAGCUAAGAUGAUCUUGCAGCCUUGGAGAAAUGUGUUUUCGAAAGGGUUUAUGGAUGCAUUUGUCCUUCGAUCCAUCUUCCCCAAGCUGUCCCAAUGCCUGGCGGAGUUUGUUAUCAACCCACAUCAACAACACCUAGAGCCGUUCCACUGGGUGAUGUCAUGGAAGGAAAUCAUACCUUUGCAACACUUUGUUAGUCUUCUUGACAAACACUUCUUUCCCAAGUGGUCCCAAGUGCUGCGUUCUUGGCUUUCCAGUAACCCAAACUACGAUGAAGUCACCAAAUGGUACAUGGGCUGGAAGUCUAUGUUCAAGGAUGAGCUACUAAACAACGUGACCAUAAAAGCUCAGUUCAAUCGAGCUCUUGACCUGAUGAACCAAGCGGUAGCGUCACCUGGUGGGUACCUGCAACCUGGAGCCAAAGAACACAUCGCGUACCUCACGAGUACAGAACGACGACGCGACGCCGAGGUCGCCGCACUCGCUGCCGCGGCUGAGAAACAAAAGGUGGAGACGGCUAGGGCCCAAGCAUCUGCGCAAAAUAUACCGUCUAAUUUUAAAGAUCUUAUCCAGAAAAUGGCUGAAGAAAACAACAUCGUGUUCACACCAAAUCGUCGACAAGAUGGCAAGAUGAUUUAUAACCUGGGCAAACUCUCCAUUUACAUCGAACGGGGCGUGGUCUACACAUUGGUGCAGGGCACGUGGAGUCCCGUCUCAGUACAGGAGCUCAUUAUGAUGGCGAAAUAGGCAGGUGCCUAUCAUAACUCGGGGCGUGGUGUGCAAUUGGUCCAGGGCGUGGUCACAGGAGCACAUUAUGAUGGCGAAAUAGACAGGUGCCUAUCAACACUCCGGGCGUGGUCUACACAUUGGUCCAGGGCGUGGUCAGAGGAGCACAUUAUGAUGGCGAAAUAGACAGGUGCCAAUCAACACUCGGGGCGUUGUCUAGACAUUUGUCCAGGGCGUGGUCAGAGGAGCACAUUAUGAUGGCGAAAUAGACAGGUGCCUAUCAACACUCGGGGCGUGGUCUAGACAUUUGUCCAGGGCGUGGUCAGAGGAGCACAUUAUGAUGGCGAAAUAGACAGGUGCCUAUCAACACUCGGGGCGUGGUCUAGACAUUUGCCCAGGGCGUGGUCAGAGGAGCACAUUAUGAUGGCGAAAUAGACAGGCGCCUAUCAACACUCGGGGCGUGGUCUAGAUAUUUGUCCAGGGCGCGAGCUCGUGUCUUAGUUGGAGGAGUGGAGCUUAAUCCUGCAAACGGCUUGUUGUCUUGGUAAAGAGAGAGAUGCAAAGGCUCACGUUUGGCUGCGGCUGCUGUAUUUUCUGUGGUGUGAUGGAACAGUAGAACUAAAGCGUCAAAUACGGAAUAUUCAUCUCUAUGCUUUUUGAUAUUCAAACCUAACCAAUCGAAAAACAGACGCAAUAAUUCAUACAAAACUCCUAAGACCACUUUUUGUAAAUACUUAUAUAAAAUCUUCAAUAAACCAUAUAAAAAAUA